UGCAGACUUGUUUCAUAUUUCUUUUUUGAAGUUAUUAUCGAAAUUAUUAGAAAAGUUGAUCGUAUGUCGUCCUCGUUUAAAGCAUUUUAUCAUACUAUUGUAUAUGUGGCUAUUUAUGUGCCAAUUUUAAAGUCAUCAUUCAGUUAAAAUAAUGACUUUACAAGACAGAUUGAAAUCUCUCUUACGUAUUCUGAAAUUUUCAUCUAUUUGGGGCAGUGGUGUUAUAAUAGUCGCAUAUCAUUUGAAACAGACGACAGGUAGAAUAAAUAGAAUUGUAAAUCACAAUGUUAUAGAUGUCGACAAGAAAUGUACUCCGGAAUAUAUAUACAUCGAAGACCCUUCGUACGAUGCUGCUAUGAAAGAGGAACACGAGAGGGAAAACAAGCAGUCGGUUGGUUUUUCUAGAAUAUGGAAGAGCUUGAAAUACUCUUUAGCUUGGAAGCUCCUUUGGCUCUGUCGUCAUGGUAGUAAAGAUCAACGCAAUAUAGCACUGGAACAACUAGCAGCCUUUAAAAAUAAUAAAAGUUGGGAUUGUUUGAAGCUUGCUCAAGCACUCGAUAAAGAUACAGCAGUUCUACUUGCUCGUACCCGUGGUGCCGAUUUAAGAUAUUUUCUUCCACCGCCGAUACAUGUUCGGAGGAAAGCAUUAACAUCAGAGUUACUAUCUUUUAGGUUAAGAGACUUUCUUUUGGCUGUGCAAACUGUAAAUCCUCAUAGUUGUAUUCAUUAUUUUCUUAACAAAUAUUUUUUGAAUAUCCAAGAACAACCUGUUGAAGCAGAUGUGCCAACGAAGCCUGAUAAUCUUAGUGAAAAAGAACUUUGUAUUUUAUGUCUUGAUGCUAUCCACCACCACCUUUCUCUAUUCUAUUCUAAAUCUUAUGAAAAAGACAUUUCUAGUCAAACAUUAAUUAAACAAGGCAUCUUACCUUGCUUGGCUGAAUUACUUUUACGAUAUCACAAUGAUAUUGAUAUAGAUAUGGCAGUAUUAAAAGUUUUUACAAUUCUAAGUGUACAUAACAAUUUAUUGAAUGAUUUCUUUCAAAAUGGGCUCAUUAGGGAUUUAUCACGCUUACUGAGAUCAAAUGAUGUCCGUUUAGCAAGUUCAGCGGCAGUUUCCCUAGCAAACCUAUCUGGUGAAUACUUGUAUAGACCUGGCUUAUAUCUUUUGUACCCUUUAUAUAGAACUGCAGCUAAGCACACAUGUGAUACACUCUUAGUUCAUGGGCUGCGUGGGGGUGUUUUUGUUACAUGGAGACAAAGAGAUAAAUCGUGUGCUCAUCCCGUUGGUCUCAUUGAAGUGUCUGUUGCAGACGCAGAUUGUAAUCCCUGCAAGGAAAAUGAAACAGAGGCAAAAUACUAUGAUCCAGAAUUGCAACAAGUGUUAGAAGACAUCAUGGAGAUUGAGGAAGAAUCACUGUUAUCAAAUGUUGAGGUUGUUCUACACGAUCUUCCUAUAGAAGCUAAAAGGGAACCCAUCAACAAGUAUACAUUCACUGCCAAGAAAAAGAGGAAUGCCUUGUUGCAGGAAGAAGAAGAUAAAUGUAAUUAUACAUUUUGCUGGCCUAAAGAUUGGCUGCCAAAAGAUUGUAAGAAUUUGAGAAUUUUGGGCAUUAAUUAUUGGACUUCUCUUUCUGAAUGGUUAGAGCACUGCCCCUUACAAAAUACUGACAUAGCCACUAGAGCUUCGGAACUAAUACCAACAUUAGUGGAUGCUGGAGUAGGCAAAAAAAAUCUUGUUUGGCUUACACACUCUAUGGGUGGUCUGAUAGUAAAACAAUUGCUCAUACAAGCAUCCGAGAGUCAAGAUCCCAAUACACAACAGUUGUGUGAUUACACCAAGGCAAUUGUAUUUUACAGUACUCCGCACAAGGGAAGUGCACUGGCAACUAUGCCACGGGCAGCAGCUGCAGUUCUUUGGCCCUCUCAAGAUGUGAGACAGUUACAAGAAAAUUCACCAGUUUUACUUAAAAUACAUAAUGCUUUCAUUAAAUAUGCUGAUCACUAUGGCUGGGAAACUAUUAGUUUUGCAGAAACUUUACCGACUCCAGUCACAGCAUUUAAAGUACCUAUUCAUUUUGUACAACCUGAUUCAGCUGAUCUUGGCCGUGGUGUCUUUUAUCAAUUACCGUUAGAUCAUUUAUCAAUAUGCAAGCCAGCAACGAGGCAGUCUAUUUUAUAUACAACAGUUCUAAAUGUUCUUAAGAGAGUCACUGCAGAAGAUGUAGAAUUAUAUUACGAGGAGAGCUAUGUUCAAUAUUAUGCUGAUUAUCUUAUGUGGGCUGCUAGGAACAAAAUAAAAUCAGUAUUACAAGUAAUAGAUGAGGCACAGAAUAUUGAACAAGCUCAAAAGAUUCAAAAAGCAUUAUUGCAAACGUUUACUGAUGAUUUUUCUGAUUGAAAUAAUAAUUUUAAAAAUUAUGUUGUUAUUACAGUAUUAAUCAGGUAUUAUAUUUCAAUUAUUUCAAUGGGUGCUUCGACACAUAACCCAGUGCCGGCGUUAGGGGGGGUGAGAGGGGGCGAUGGCCCAGGGCGACAAAUUCUGGGGGGCGCCAAGGUCUGAAGUUGCCUCUCCUGGUGCAAACCUUAAGAACACCUCAAGUGGGCGCCACGAAUAUUUUCGCCCGGGGUGUCAGUGACCCUUACACCGGCACUGUCAUAACCUAUUCUAUCUAACUACUAAAUUAUUCAUCAUAAUACAUAAUUGUAUAUUUUAGAAAAUAAGUAAGUUUCAGCUCUUCUUUACAAUGCUCAUUUAACUAUUUAACCUAAUUAAAAGUUAAAUUCUGCUCAAGUUUAUUAGAGAAUAACUUCUAGUCAUAUUAGUUACUUUUAAAAUGAUAAAAAUGUACAAUAGAGUACUUUGCACAAGGAUAUGUUUAUUGUAUAGCAAAGACCUUAGUUGAUUAAAUAUAAUAUUUUCAUUGUGGUUGAGAAUUGCCUUUUUCAUUUUUUUAACAAGUACCUAUUCACAUAAUAUGGGUACAUAUUCACAAUUGAACUUUAAUAAUAACAUUAGUAAGUAGGUACCUA
Colias croceus (clouded yellow) is the source of this 3030-nucleotide messenger RNA. Its product is annotated as protein SERAC1. The record is from RefSeq and is a predicted model, not a curated record. NCBI's taxonomy places the organism in Eukaryota, Metazoa, Arthropoda, Insecta, Lepidoptera, Pieridae. Gene Ontology annotation, molecular function: protein binding. The transcript has a single exon. Bases 152 to 2398 code for a protein of 748 amino acids.